Tribolium madens (black flour beetle) is the source of this 1045-nucleotide messenger RNA. RefSeq names its product MORN repeat-containing protein 3-like. Lineage: Eukaryota; Metazoa; Arthropoda; Insecta; Coleoptera; Tenebrionidae. The record is from RefSeq and is a predicted model, not a curated record. Bases 202 to 966 code for a protein of 254 amino acids. The transcript has 3 exons.
ACCAUGUGUGUCAAGUUGACAACACUUUAGUUUUCAAAAUUUUGUAAUACUGUCAAAACUGAUUUUUUUAAGAAAUGAUGUUAAAGUUUGUCUGAAAUCGAAAUUGAUCGUCCGUGUCUGUCGCAUGUUAUAUUUAUUGACAUAACACUAUGUGGCAGAUCAUAAAUCACAAAUAUUUUAUUGAUUAACCCAAAAUUAAAAAUGCCGUUUCUGAAGGAACGAAAGAAAAUCUCCAGGUCACACGAGCUCGAAAAUAACUCGAAAAAAAAUGGUCUUCGGCAUGCAGUGUUCAACAUAGUCGGUGAUAAAUACAUCGGAGAGUGGCGGAAUGAUUUUAAAACAGGAAAGGGUGCGCUGCUAACACGCCAUAGGCAAUUAUACGAAGGUGAUUUCGAGGAUGGUUUUCGGCACGGUUUCGGAGUUUUGGCUUAUUUACACGAAAACAAUUUCUUCUUGCUCGAAUAUCGAGGAAAUUGGAGGCGAGGGAAAAUGCAUGGUUUCGGUUUGAGGAGAUACCGAGACGGAGGUGUCUACAUAGGGGAUUGGAAAAAUGGUAAAAGACAUGGUUAUGGUCUGAUGUGGUAUCCAGGGGGGGAUUUUUACGCGGGAGAUUUCGUUAAGGAUGUGCGACAAGGAUUGGGGAUGUUGGUAAGACCGGAUACGAGUCGAUAUGAAGGCAGUUGGUUUGGAGAUAUGAAACAUGGGAAAGGAAGGUUUCUUCAUUUGGUUACGGGACAGAUGCAGCAAGGGGUUUGGGUCAGAGAUGUUUGCGUUUUUUGCACUUUUAUCGAUAUACGAUAUCGGCAAAGUGGCAUCCGGCCAACCAAAUAUCCGAUACAUAAGAUCCAACUGCUUGAUGUAGAAGAUCUCUGUGCAACGCAAGAAAUGAAAGCACUUCAAGAAAUCGUACAUUCUUGUCUAAGUCUUCACGAAAGUUUAUCCAGUGAAAUAAAUCAAGUCAUGUAGGUAUUAAUAAUAAAUGUAUUUGUUAUCAAUAAAAAUAUAAUAUUGUAAAAAUGCUUAAAAAUAUAACAGAUCACAGUUC